Messenger RNA from Spirometra erinaceieuropaei, 17035 nucleotides. NCBI's taxonomy places the organism in Eukaryota, Metazoa, Platyhelminthes, Cestoda, Diphyllobothriidea, Diphyllobothriidae. The record is from the annotation of a GenBank genome assembly.
AUGGUAAACCGGUUAUUAUUCUAAAUUGCCGAAUGUACGCAUUUUUUUUACUCAGGCUGGCUUGUCAAAGGCGGAAGUCGAUGGUAAGUCCCGGCGCGGCAGACGCUUUUUGUCUUUCAAUUUCCAAAAUGGGUUUGAUUCGUGUUUCUCCUCCCCUCUGGCUCUUCAUUGUGUUCUGUUUUUAUUUCAUCUGCCCUUGCCCAGCAGGCUGCACUCAGUCCUAUCUGAUGGUUUCCAGAAUUUAGAUUUGUGUUCGAACUUUCACCUACUUUUCCCGUCUGUUAGGUCCUUGCUUCAAACUCACUGAUUCUAGACGCAUCAGUUAAUUUAUUAAUGUUUAGAUAUCAGGGAAGUGUUCGACCUCUUCGACUUUUGGGACGGCCGAGAUGGCAUGGUGGAUGCAAGCAAGGUACCGGAUCUCCUUCGCUGCACUGGAAUUAAUCCCACAAACUCCAUCUGUCUGAAGAAUGGGGCAUGUAAAAAUCCAGGUAAGUAGAUCUGUCUAGCAACUAUGGAGUACAGCGUGCAUCUAGGACGGAGUAUGUCACAAACUUAAGGACCAGCCGGAGUAAUUGUGGACACAACAUACACAAAUGCUAUUGAAUAACUAACAAAAUCGUUCUUGCAUUUGCGGAUAACUGCCAUCUAUCAUAAUGGACUUUUUAGGAUCGUUUAGGAAUAUCCGUUUACACCUGACUAACUUAGUAGACGAGAUAAUUCCUGACGAAAGAGAGGAAGAUUCAAGGACUUACCUGACUUUCAUUUCUCUUCUUAAGCUGGCAGCCGGAAUCACGACAGAGAUGCGUGCUGCCAGCCUAGCACUUCAUGGAUAGUUUUCUCCGUCGUUCAGCAGCUAGGUGCUUACUUUAAAGUUUCACUAAUUUAAAUAAUUCCCCUAUAUUUCAAAACUGAAAAGUCAUCCUAAAAACCAUAUCGUCAGUUUUGUGCAAGUAAUAAAACAGUUUAUGAAGUCAUUAAUAAAAAGAUAGUUAGUGUAUUAUUCCUGAAUUUCAGCUUAUCCAUCUGAAAAAUUCAAAAUGCGUACUUGGAAGCGGCUUUUUGCAAACUGUCUAUUUCGCUACUGGUUUUAGUACUCUUUUAACAAACACUAUUUCAUGCAUUUUCUUAGGAUGUCUUAGAGAAGAUCCUUAUAGACUGUGUAAGGAAACACUUGCAGUUACAUAUGAAAUCAGUAAAAUCAGGUCGACAACUUUACCAUUACAGAGAGUGGCAAAUUUGCAAAUAUUGCUAGAGUUUAUACAAAAUAUCUCAAUGCCCAUUACCUUCAAAAAAUUAAAAAUUCACUGGAAUAGGGGAAAUAAGUCUUUAGGACAGUUGCAUCAAUGAUAGAACGUAGCAAUAAAUAACCCGCUUAUAGACUAAUUAGGCCACCCUUAGCGGCAUUUAAGGAAUUAUACUCUGCGCUCACUAGCGUCUUGUUGAGCGCAAUGACAGGAUCACACCUUCGGCAUUUUUUCACAAACAGUUUUGAUGGUCUUAAUGAUGCGUUGGUUCGCAACCCAGUUGGACAUGAGAUUUCUACGCAGCCUUCAUAAGACAAAUUUUUCCUCAUAUACAGCACAGCAUAUGUGAGUGCGGAUGCAAAUAUAAUAGUGAACGAAAUAUGUAACACCAAAGAGGUAUCAUUGUUUUACUUCCUGGAGGCUAUAAUUGUUUAAGGGGAGUCAUUCUUUCAGAAAAAUGGCGAACUAUAAGUAUCUGGCUGGAUAAGGUGUAACAGUGAGGUGAGAAAUAGAAUGUCUGUGUGAAAAUAAGGAUAGGACAAUGCGAUCACUCUAUGGCUACACUGUACAGGACUAAUUAUUGUGGAUGAUCUUUCAGGCAUAAAGUGGAAACUUGGUUGUUCAUUGUCACACUAGGAAGGGAAGUGUGCUAAUACAUGCACAGAUUAUCUUCCACUGCCGGUUCCGCUUUGAGUUUGUGCUAGUUCACUUGGGUGAAGAUGUGGCGGAUUCGAUUUGAUGAAUAUCGCCUUAAAGCCUUCUCGACAGGUACUAGACUAAGUCAAAAGCGCGCUUUAGUAAACGUAACCGUUGUCUUCCACGAGCACUACUUUCUCUGGACAGUAGAGCUGUUCUCUGUGUCUGAAGACCUCAGGCACUGUUGAAAUUUCGAAAUGGGAGCAGUCAUUAGUAGGCAGGUUUUCCAAGUCGAAUAUUCCAAGCACUAACAUUAAGCAGAGAACAUCGACAUUUUUAUGCAACGAAGCCGACUUAUUUGAACAAAACAUUUGCACUAUGCGUUAAUUGCCUGCUAGAUAGGACUGUUGAUUCGGGUUCGAUCUUAUGACCUGUAAAUUUUAUGGCAAAGAAACUGCAUUUUCAGUCAUAUGUGGAUUUCCUACCGGAAAGAUGGUUGGAUUAUCAGGAAUUCUCAAACUCCCUAGGCGCCUUUACCAUCUAAACUUUAGUAACAUCAGAUACAUUUAUUUCGCCUUAAGCCUGACUGCAGAUACUGGCCUCCAUCAACAGUGACGAAUUCUUUAAUCGAACCUUAUUCACAUCAUCGCAUAACUCAUUUGCAGCUUAUGAAACGUUAAACAGCUCAGACUUCCAUAGUUCGUUAGUAAACUGUGAUGCCCUAAUACAUUUUUUGAAAGAAAUAGCGCGAGUCCUAAUUUAUGCGUCUUAGAACGGUAGUGCAAGCUGGUAAAGAACCCCUGAUAGUGUAUGUAUUUGGAUAUAGAAACGCUUGACCGCUACCCACAAACUUACAAUACACUAUGGAUAUGGCAGCGACAGAACAACUGCCAUGAAUGGAAGUUACCUACCAAUCCACAACCAAUGCCACAGAUAUAGAGGAUGGUUCCGCAUGGCUCUGAAUGCGGGCGGUAGGUCUGGUGGAUGAUUAAAUUCAUCUCGAUUUCAAAAGCCCGACCUUCAGUUAAAAGGCAUUUGCGGACUUUGUGACCACACUCUUUUGCAUAGAAAUGCAUUCUGAGAAUUCUGUGGAGCUUGAAUGGACCCUGUAGUUGAUUUCGACGGCAAAGUGUUCAUCUAGUCAAUUUUCCACUAAAGUGGCGAAAAACAUAAGACCAAAGAGUGGAAGGGCGAUUACACUAACUUGUCUCAGUCAUUUCGUUGCGGCCUAAUUUGAGAUCAACCCAGUGUCGGAAACGUGCACCUGUGUACCUUUUGUCGUUGCUUCAUGUGAAUGAACAUUUUUAGAACGUUCCAGCUCCUGUUAAUCCUUCAAAGUCCACUUACUUCCAUUGGGCUGACGACUCUUUCCAGGCAAAGAACUGAGGUAAGACAGCUAGAUUUUGUUUCUUACUAUUUAUCUAAUAGAUGGCCAGCUUUCACGCUGCGGCAGGGAUCUUUGUUCUAAAUGUAAGGUGAAGUACUUGAGUAAGAAGAGAGUGGGGAGUUUAUCAAUGUUGAUGAGUAACGAAAUUCGUGGGUGAUCAUCGCAGGCUCGUUAGUUCCUGCUCUGCAUCAACAUAAAGUAUAGUGACGCCAUAAGGUUUCGAGAAAUGCUGCUUCGACUUCACGCAUUCCGAAGAAGUUUGGUCUGGUGGUCGAGACUCCUUGCGAUCGUAAAUCUCAAAGACGACGGUCUGCAACUCCAUGUUUUAGGAAACGGGUUGGGCUGAAAAUGGUUACAUUCUCACUGCAUCUGAUGAGUUUUCAGUUGACAAAAGCUGUUCUUCUUUCUGUUCGGUCAAUGUCCGAAUCAACUUAAAGAGCAUGAUGUUUUCAGGCUGUCAGAAUAAAAGGAAUCAUUUCUACGGGGGUUAUUGUCUAGGACCGUGUUUAAAGCGUUUUUGGCUCCCGCUGAUCAUAGUUAAAAUUAAGAUAUUUUGAUAUCCAACGCGUAAGGGCAUAUUUUCCCCCUGGGUCUUUGUCGGUAGGUAUACAGUACGUCCUGGGUACAGUUGCUUAAAUAUCUUCGGUGACUUCCGAGUUCCACUGUGAGUCGUAAAUUCGUUAUUAGUGAGAUAACGAUUUGAAUCAACGUGGGUAACUAUAAGAUUCCAUAUCGUUCUUUCCGUAGGACCUGAAUAUUUCGGUAAAAAUGAGGUUUACGGAGGGACUUCAGUGGAUGGCAAAGGCGACAUGUGCACGAGUUGGACUAUAGUGAGGGGAAUUCGUGAAAAAUCAGCCGCAAUAUGCUUUAACUAUCUCGUCAAGAAUCUGUUAUGACUACUGAUGGCUGGAUCAGUGACUUAUCUUUAAUAUAAACCGAUGCCUUUCCAUGCCUCAACACCACUGGCUUCUGAGUACCGACUGAAUCAGGCUACACGCGAGUUUAUGUCGUUGGAAGACACACUCGUCCGGCUCGGUUUGCUGACAAAAGCGGUCACUGGAAUUUUUCCGCUGCCCUGGGCACAGCUUUGUGGGGUGGAAGAUGAAAGUCUAGUGCCAGCAGGACAGUACGUCGCUUUACAUGCCGCCGCCAAGCCGGCAAAAUCCUCUUUUCCAUCGUAGCAUACAAUGCUCUCUACGUCUCGGCAAGAGUUUUACGAAGUGGCUUUAAAAACUUAAAUCAAAAAUAACCACUUAGUUAGUAUGAAUUUUUACCAUUGGUUUUAGAUGUCCUUAUAAAUGCAAACAUAAUAUAUAGGAAGCAUGCAAAAAAUGACUUUUUCUGCUCAUUUUGCGAUGACUUUUGUCCUCCUCACAUUUCCCAAAUGGAUAUAGGAUAACUUUGGGUUUAAAAAGUUUCUAAUUAUGAAAUGAUUUUAGCCUAUGAAUCGUCUGUGCAAGCAACAUCCUAUCUGCCCAUUUACUAGUGCAGCCUUUGAAGUAUACAACAUAGUCCAUUUCCAUUCCAAAAUCUUAUGAGCUCUACGUGCGAUCUCCUUAAAAAACUGGAGAGACAGAUGAUUUUCCCUAAAUGGAUUGUGUACAGGUUUUUUUAUUUUGAACACUGAAAUUAGGUGAAACGGCAGGUCGCGUUCAAAUUUUUCGCCAAUUGCGAGACCUUUUCGUACUGUAGGAUGCCCAUGCUUCGGGCAGAAAAAGUAAGAAAACUUUGGUAAGAUGUGAUUAUGUAGCUCCACCUAAUGGACACAGUACUGUUGGGGUUGGGAUUAGGGGUUAGGGUAAGGGGUUAAAGUUAGGGGUUAAGGGUAGAGGUUACGGUUAGGGGUUAGGGCAAUUAUUUUCGACCCCUCACAGUACAGCGCGCAUUCCUAAUAGCUUUUCUUUUGCAUACCAUUACUUGCCCUCGUUGCCUGCGCGUUUCCCGGUUCCUCUAUUAUCACCGAUCCCGUGGUACAAAUGGCUGCGGUUUGUUUACUUCAUGUGGGGCUGCAUAACCCCAUCUGACCAAAAGUUUAGUUAACUACAAUAUGAGUGCAAAAAGACUGUCUUGCGCAUAGAUUAAAUAUAAUGCAUUUGGACUUACAAGCGCACUGAAUGUCAAGGGACAAAACUCAUGGUACUUAAGUUGUCAAUAUUUAGUGAACAUGUUUGCUGCGGUCAGCAGGAAAUACGUCAAACCAAAAGACACCAUCCUCGUGUGAGUUGAAUAUUUCGAAAUUAUGCCCGCCAGGUUGAAAUAGAACUUGUACAUUUGGGCACGCUGUUAAGGCUUUACUACGUCUCCAUUGUAGGCGUGUGAACUUUGAGUGAGCCGAUUACGGGAUGCAUGCCUAAGGAAUGACAUUUAAUCGAAAACCAUGAAACGAUAAUAACUGAAUGACACUGUAAGCAUUUUUGGAAAUCAGCUGGACAGUGAGAAAUGCGUUGUGCACUAAUUAAACCUAUGAAGACAUUCCCACAAAAAGAUUCUUGCACGAUAAAAUUUAUGACAUAAUUUGACAGACAGAUCCUCUUCUUCAGAUCAUCAGAUCAGAUUUAUUAAGGGAAAGAUAGGCGAGCGAAUGAAGUGAUCAACGGCAUAUACUCAUUCCGAAGUCUCACAUUAUGGACUGGUGACUUCGUCUGGGAGGUUUUCGUUAGAUUCCUAAGUUUUCUUUGGGGAUUUAGGUUAUCCCAUGACGUCGCCUCUGCGCUGCCCUGCCAGAGGAAAAGGCCCGGUUUAAAAACAAACGAAACCAGAGCAUCUGCUUGUGACACGAAAAUUACGGGGAAUACAACUUCGUAAGGAGAAACCCACUGACAAGUGAAGGAGUGGGUGUGGGUGAAAUGGCUUUCAGUUCGCAAGUCGGAGUGGAUUUCCCUCGUUUCGGUGUGUUUGACUCAAACUUAAAACAAACGAGCCUCAUUUAAAAUGGAGGACGCCAUAAAGAUUCCAAUGUACGGGGUGUUUUCCAGUGUCGUGAUAGUUAAACACCGUUUCGCUCUUGAUUUCCUUGAUGACAUUGCCAAUCUGAAUUCCACAGUAAUGCGCUACAUUUACGAAUUUGCCUUUGCAACCAGGUCUAACGGCGUUUAUUUAGUGUGUAUUGUAAACUAGGAAACUGACCUUGUAACUUCAAAUGAUUCAGAAACCAUUACCAGUCUAAUAAAAUUUCAGCCCACUGAGAACGACCAGUAAUAUUACAACACCCAAUGAUUUUACUCAAGUCAGGAAACUUAAAGUGAGAAGUGUAUGUUCGCAACAAAUGUCAGGCGUCCGUAGUCGUUAAUGUAUUGCUUAUGUGUAACCAGCAAUUGCACCUGCCUUUUUAAAGGGGAAAUUCAGUACAAGUUUGAGGAGUUUCUUUCGGUCUACCAAGCAAUUCUGCGCGACAGACCGAACGUCACAAAGGCCAUGUUUACAGAGUUAUUCAGGACCUUUGAUCGGGAGUCUCAGGGCCUCAUCGAUGCGGCACAGUUGCGAGCAGUGCUCGUGACCUAUGGUAUGUAUACCUCCUAAAUAACGUUUUUUAAUUGUAUUAAUGACAUGCAGCCAUGGGUAAUACUUACAGAUUGAAGACUCGACUAACGGUUAAGACUCCUGUUCAGACUAUACUGCAUGUCCAUUUCUGUGAAUUGAUUCUGAAGAAGAUACUUCUCUCCAGAGCUUAGGCAUGCUAUCCAUAGUCUCCGUAAACCAGUACUGCAGUUCUUUGCAUUUAUCAACUCUGUGCUCGUAGCCGCCGCCGACGCUGCCGCUGCAGGCUUAUUGAAAAAUUCAAACUUUUAAACCCUUUAUCUCUUGGCGUUUCAGGUGAACGCUUGUCCGAAAAAGAAGUGGACGAAAUAUUUGCAGCUACGGGAGUCCAGCAAGAAGCAGACGGAAAUAUUAAGUAUGAAGGUAGGCUUUCAAAAGUUGUUUUCUGAAAACACAAAACAAAGAUUACUAGUUUGUAAUUUUGAUAAGCAUCUAACGAUGAAAUGUAGGACAACCAGACACAUUUUGUAAAAAUGCAAAUGAAUGCCUCUAGCGCAAUUCGGCCAAAUGUGAGAAACGUGGUAAUAUUGAUAACGACAGCCAGCAAUAAGCAGGAGUGCAUUACAUACGGGACGAGGGAAGAGAAACCCGAGAAUUAGAGAUGUAAUGAAGCGUGGAGCAAAAGAAGUCAGUGCAGUGGUGUUGCCGGCGAUUGUCUACCGCAGGUUUUAGUGAAUGUGCAUGUGGCCUAGAAGGCCCGUGCAAUGGGUGAAUGUAUGAGGACAAUGUCGGCCUUUAAGUCGAAUGCGUCUGGCGCAUAUUGGUACUCCAGUCACUAGUUCGUUGGCCUCUAUACGAUGGAUUCGCAAGUGACCGACCUGGCUAACGUGUGAGAACAAUGUUCGGGGACAGUGGGGACAGGAAAAGCCGAUGGUGUCAGGAUCGGUUUCGGUGGUGGCGGCAGUGGUGAAGCUGAUGAUGGUGGCGUGCUGGACGGCGGGAUGAGAUUUCAGCUGGGUAUUAUGGAUGGGCAAGAUGUGCUAGGUGUGUCGAGACUGUGGUGAGUUCCGCUCUCGUGGAUAAACAUGUGACCUAGAAGACCCAUGCAGUGGGUGAGUGUGCAGGGGCAGUGUGGACAGUGAAGGUGGCUGCGGCGAGUGUUUGUUGGUGCUCCAGGCACAGGUUCGCCAGUCCCUGUGCGAUGGAUUCGCAAGUGACCGACCAGGCCAAUGUGUGAAAUGAAGGCGCGACCGCAAUGAGGACAGGUAUAGACGCAGUUCACGUCGAUGGUGUUGGCGGUGAUGAAGUUGAUGUUUGUUGAUGUUUCAGGAUUGUUGGCAGUGGUGGUGGGUAGAGGAGCCGCCACAGCGGAUGCUUGGGCAAUGGAUGACAGCGUUGGGGAUUCAAGAGAGCAGACAGUUCUGACUAUUAGCAUGGAGGACGAGGUAAGGGUGGACAGGGGGAAAUUAGGUGUUGUCGUUCUGGUGUCGCAGUUGAUUCGGACAUGCCCAAUAACACCAAUUGCUGCUUAGAACAUCCGCGGACAUCGUGCAUGGGUCGGAAGCGGUUAAAUGUUGGCAUUGCGUGGUGGGGCAGUUGAGAUUUGCGAGAUUCGUAUUUGGCUUUGGCAACGGUGACGCGGUUGGCCUAGUAGAUUACUGUGCUUAUCUUCACUGCUCUCCUCCAGGUAGGUUGGUCCAGGGCGAGAUCUUCUCAGUAGGCUGGCUUGAUUAGCAGGCGCUUCAGGGAAGAUUUCGGGUAUCCUUUUAGCGCCGGACUUUGCCUUCCUGUCGGCGAUAACCCAUUGCCACAUUUCCGUGAAAGAGUAGUUUGGGUAGCCACUCGUCGUUCAUCUUCACAAGGCGGCCGCUCCAGCCCAAUUGCAGUUGUCUCAGCACGACGCAGAUGCUGCGGAUUAGCCUUUGUUCCAGUACAUCCAUUUCCGGGAUCCUUUCCUGCCAACUCACCUUUAGUAUCCAUGGAAAACAGCUGAGGUGGAAGUGGUUGAAUCUUCGCACCUGCUUCUUCUACAUCGUCCAGGUCUCCGCUCCAUCCCGCAGCCUCGGCAGGAUGACAGCUUUGUACAUUUUCAGCUUGGUUUUGAGGUGGAGACCAUGGAGAUUUCAGACGGUGUUUUACAGGCGGCCGAAGGGUUGGCUGGCCUUAUAAGUCCGGUGGGCCACUUCAUCUUCGACAAUGCUGUUGCGGGGAUGGGUGCUGCCCAGAAAUGUGAAGUUGUCCACGGUUGUUGAGGUGCCGUUUGCGUUGAAAUGGGGUGCGAAGCAGGUAGCGUCGGGUGGCGGAUGAUGCAUGACCACCGUCUUCUCCGUGUUGAUAACCGGGUCAGAGUCCUUACAGGCUGUGUCGAAGAGAUCCCCGCUCCUUUGCAUGUACCCUUCCGAGCUGACGUUGAGGAUGCAGUCGUCGGCAGAGAGAAAUUAAUGUACGGUAGUUGUGAAUACACGCGACUGGAAGUGCACCCGCCGCUGAUUGAGAAGUUGGGUGUCCGUCCUGUGGGCGACGCGGAUCACGGGGCGUUCGUCAUGGUAGGCGUCCGUUGGCAUGGUAGAGAAGGGGGUGAGCGCGAGGACGUAGCCCUGCUUCGUCCCGUUGUUCAUUGUGAAUGCCUCUGAGACAGCUCCAUUCUCUGUGACUCGCGCCAUCAUGCCAUCUUGAUGCUGAUGCAUCAUCUGAGUGAAUACUUUAGGAAAGCCAAAUGUAUUCAGGAUUUUCUACAGUCCUUUGAGAUUCACCGUGUCGGAGGCUUUCGUCAGAUUCACGAAGGUAGAGUAAAGGUGAACCCGCAUCUCCUGCAGUUGGCGGGCAGCUAAGCUCAGGUUAAUGAUUCCACGAUGACGGUGGAAGUAACAAUGGCUUUCCGGCAGAAGACCUUGUUCCAGAUGGUUGUUCAGGUGAUUGAGGAGAAUGCGAGAGAAGAUCCUCUCGGCGAUGUUCAGCAGGGAGAUGCCUCAGGCGUUGUAGCAGAAUUGGUGGUCAUCCUUCCGCUUUCAGAGGUGGACAAUUAUGGCGUCAGGGGGCGCUCACCGAUCGUUCAUACGGAACUCACUCGUUCCGUUGUGCCUUAUGGACUCUCUCUCGAGCCCAACCAGCAGCCGAGAGAGAGAGAGAGUCCAUAAGGCACAACGGAACGAGUGAGUUCCGUAUGAACGAUCGGUGAGCGCCCCCUAACAUUGUAUAUUCCCGAUCGAAAACCGACAAGGCAACGGGCUCGUGGCCCGGUGAGUAGAGGCGUUGACUUAAAAACCAACAGGUCGCGAGUUCGAGGCUCGGGUGUUGCACACUUCGGGCUUGGGUAUGGCUGGCUGACGACGGCUAAUAAGCCAGAAAUGGCCAUUCCAGUCUCCCUUGUCUUUGUCGGUAAUACCAAUUAUGGCGUCCUUAAAAUCCCGAGGAACUUCUUCUUGACGCCACUUCUCCUGGAAGAGCGUUGUCAGGUGUUUCUUAAGUUGGGGGCCACCGUGCUUGUCGAUCUCAGCAGGGAUCGCAUCCUAUUCGGGCGCUUCCCCGCUGGAGAGCUGCUGAACGGCCUUGAUGGUUUCGUGUAGAGAAGACGGGAGAUCUUAGUCGGCGUUGGUCUGCACUUGAGGCAGGCGGGCGACGGCGGCGUCGGAGAUGGUGGAGGGACGGUUAAGGACGCCUCUGAAGUGCUCGGCCCAUCACUGUAGAAGUUGAGUCUUCAUGGUGAGAAGAGGUGUGGUGACUUUGGCUGUGGAGCUGCAGACAACCUUGAUUCCGACAAUGAAGUUCUACCACUCGUUGGGGCUCGCGUAUCCUUGGAUCUCAUCGGCCUCGUAAGCCAUCCGGGUGUCCUGCAUAUCGCGCAGCUGCCGUUGCACAAGGCGGCAACUACAGUAGAAAGAAGCUCUGUUAUCAUCAGUGGGGCGGUUGACUUAUGCCUUGUGCAAGCAGUUGUUCUCUGUGAGCAGGUUGCUGAUGGCGACGUCGUUGUCAUUGAACUAGCCAUGGUGCUGGCCACGUGCGUGAUCAAGUACAGCCAGGGCCGUCGAAUAAACCGUGUCUUGCAUUUGGCACAAUUUUUUUUCUCUACGGAGGCGUACUCGUCAGCAGCGGGUGGGAGGUCGGCUGGCCGUUGAACAGGCAGAGACAAUAAAGCCGUAGUCAGCUUACCUGGAGGUCGCUUGCCUUGAGGUCUUCUGCGUGACUGUAGGCGAAUCCUCAUCUUGGAGAUGACGAGACGAUGGUCGGUCCACUCGUCGGCACCCUGAAUCGCUUUUGUCACCAGCGCGUUCCGAUGGUCUCGCCUCCGGACGAGGACAUAAUCCAGCAGGUGCCAAUAUCGCAACUGACGGUGCAUCCAAGUGGCCGUCUCUCGCGCCGGAAGGCGAAAGAGGAUGUUAAUGAGCAUGAGGCGGUGUUCUGCGCAGUUCCGUAGGAGGAACAGGCAAUUAUCAUUGAAGUCGUCGAGACCAUGGUUACCCAGCCUCCUUUCCAGGCGGCAUGGUCUGUGCCGACGCGAGCGUUAAAGCCACUUGUCCGUCUUCAGCACAGUCGCCAGGAGGGCGUGCAGGUUUUCUUAGAAUUUGUUCUUUGCUGCGUCAGCGCUGGUCAUCGAGAGGGGGCAUAGACGCUGCGGAUGGUGGCGAAUUUGCAUCCCUUGAGAGGCAGGUGAAGGCUCAUCAGGCGUUUGUUGAUGUCCUGCGGCAGACAGGGCAGUCGUCCCACGAUGUCAUUUUGGAUGGCAAAGGCAAUGACCGCGAAUAUCCUCCCCUGGUUUAGCCCGCCGGUCGAGGCGGUUGCCGGGGUGUGGCGGCCAGGCAAAGUCUAGCUUUUGGGAGCCAAAUGCGAGAGUUGGAUGCUAGUUAAUGGACGCUAGAUGUAGUCAACACCUGCAAGCAAUUGAGCAUGAACCUACAAAUGGACACACCUACACCCCUACGCACACGAUAGCUCGAUCCUCGUCAUCGUUUGCCCCACGGCAAGGUGAAGCAGUCACUGUGACUUGCGCAAGAAUUGGUUUGUAGUGAUAGUAGAUUCGCGCCGAGUCCAUUGCACUUUCUCCUCCUACUCCUCCUCCUCCCCCACCCAAGCCCGGUGUCAAGACAGAAUCAAGAAGGCUGGAGGCGGGGGAGGGAGCGGUUGGAUAGCACGGUCGAGCCCGCACCCUUGUGUCCAACUUCACACCCUCUGGUCCACAUAACAAAUGACAAAGAUUAUAACCAACAACAAAAAUGGGAUGGCGGCAGGGAUCUCACUGUGUGCUACAUCUGCCACUACAUCCCGCAAUGUUGGCAUUUGCUAUGUUGCGCGUUCCGAUAAAGCCUGUCAGAAUCCGCUAUGGAGCAGCGCAUCUGCCACGUGACUCGUUUGGGGCCGCGCACACAAACACACACACACAAACAUCUAUGCAUACAUAGAAAAUAUAUAAUGGUAGAGGGGCGCUCACUGAUCGCUCUUACCUUACAGACUCUCUUUCUCUCGAGCAAACUAGCAACCAUACAGCUGCGCAUGAUAUAAGUAGAAUGCUAUUACCGACAAAGGCAAAGGAGACUGGAAUUGCCAUUUCUGGCUUAUUAGCCGUUGUCAGCCACUCAUACCCAACCCCGAGGCGUGGAGCACCCGGGUUUCGAACUCGCGACCUGUUAGUUAGAAGUCCAAAGCCUGUAACCACUGAACCACGGGCUCGUUGUCCUGUUGGUUUCGAUCGGGAAUAUACAAUGGCAGAGGGUCGCUCACACGUUCUUACGGAACUCAAUCGUUCCAUUGUGCCUUACCGGACCCUCCACUUUCCUAUAAUUUCGAUUCUUUAAUAGCUUAUUUGGGCCCAUACCCGCCGAUAAAUGAGACCGAACUAAUCGGCAGGAAUUCGAGAUUGUCUCCAUAGAAGGUGGCCUUCAACGAAGCUAGCGGCAUAAUUUCGCACCGGCUGGUAACUAGAUGGCAAAUCGACAUGGUUGUUGCCUGAUUCACUCUUUGAGUGUCACACAUUCCGCAGACAGCGCUAAACCCAUUAAUCUAAGUAAGACUGUGAAACAUCAAAGAAAUUCAAGCAUGAAAUUUAGGGAGCUCUGGGAUUUCGCGGAUUAGGGUGCGUACUUCAGGACGUCAGAUUUCAUCACAACUGGAUCUCAGGAGUGAUUUAAUAUUCUCCACCGUCAGAUCACGGGGAGUAUAAGAAAGGUGGACGUGGUUUGAGAAGUGCAAUGACGUCCUCCAGAAUGCUAAUAGCUUCUUUAAAUCCUUCGGAAUUGUACUGACAAACUCACUUUGCUGUCAUAAUCAGCGUCAAAAUUUUUGGAUCCCAUAAUAACCACUUUUGCAGUUCGUAUAUCUCGGCACUCUAGUGUGAUGCGAUAGGCCGGAGGAAGGAAACAUAUAUGAGCAUCCUAAAAAGAUCGGGAAACGUUCGUUUCUUUGGUUCUUGCCGUGCGCCGACCCGUUUUAAAUAUUAUACUAAUGCUCUCCACUGUCGACAAUUUCACGAGUCAACUUUUUAACUGAUUUGGAUUCUCAUGAAACAUAGAACGUGCGAUCCUCUUGGAAACUCCAGGCCCUUUGAUGGUAGCUUGUCCUGUUUAUUACGAUAGUGGAGUGCUCCUUGAUUUCAGACCGUUUUUCUCACCUAGCCUAAGACGUCAUAUAAAUGCGAGUCGUGUUUCAGUCCCUUUGUGCUCGACGUGGAUGAUGUUAGGCGGCAGCUGCAAUGAGAGGACCGCAAGAUAUAGCAACUUAUACAAGUGUGAAGUGCUUUAACACAGGCGGGAUGUUUCAGAGCUGGUAGGAAAACGCAGCAGUUUGGUCGAGAAAUCUUAUAUCUAGUUAAACCAGUUUCUAGAAAUGAACAUCUCACCUCCAAAGCUUCUGAUUGUGCGAGAAAUUAAACUGACUAGAUUUUCUUUCGUCUGCGUCCUAAUUUCCCUAUCGCCACCCUGGCGGCAAAAAAUUGGAUUCAUACUGGUACACAGUAAUAAAAACACUCCAACACGUUUUGAUUCCAAUGGUAUUCUUGUUAGAUGAGUCAACUUUUAGAGUAAAACCCAAUGAGUAAAAGGUAAAACAGAAAUUGUGGAAAAGGAUAACUUUCAAACGCUGCGAAAAUCGAGAACGUGUCACCGUAUUAAUAUCGACGGUUUAUCAAAUACCUUAAGGUAAUCAUUCAAUUUGCAUGAAAAUCCUAGAUUUGAGAAUCUAACCAUAACGACUAAAUUCCUUUUCUUAAUCACACGUGUAAUACAGUGAAAGAUAAUACUUUCCUUUAGCAAUUCUAAAUGUGUGGACAUAUUGUUAAAACCUACAAAUUUCUCAUUUUCAUAUAAUUAACAAGGAAGGGUCAUUUCAGCAUUAUUUCCAUGAUAUUUGUCCCUGCCAGCACCAGCCCCCUCUGGCCCCCUCAUGGCCCCGCCUCAUGAGGGGGCUAUGGCGGGGCAUUCAUCUUUACGUAGUGUCCACAAAAUGUAAAACGGAAAAUUGUCUAUGAGAUGCAAAACGUAAAAAGUGGGGGAUCGAAAAUCAAAAAGUAUGCAACAUGGGAAUAAGGAAAAAGCAACCGUCCUGGUGUAGCGCAACGUAUUUACAAAUAAUUUCAUCAAGAGAAGCAUUCGAAAGUUUGCUAUCCAAAAGGGAGGCCUUAAAAAUGAGUAAAUUUGAGGAAGGGAAUGCCGGAUCCAGGCAGUCUUGGCAAUCAACAAACUGGCGGUAAACGAUGCCUGUAGCCGACACAGAUGUCAGUACGCACGGUCUAUCGCCGACAAGUACCACAUUGUCUGGAGAUUGGGUCGAUAAAAGAUACCCUUUGUGUAAUAUGGCUUUGGAGCUGCGGGGCAACUGCAAAGACAGUGGCACUCCCUCAUCGUCAUCCAACAGCGUGGGACCUGUGGACAACUCAGGCAGACGCCUUUCACUAAUGCGCCUGUACACCUGCGCGGCUACGUUUGUCGGUCCUUUAAUGUAACUGCGGACGUUUUGCAGAAACGACUCAAAACGAAAAGCCGAGAAGUUAUCUAACACUCCGAACCGCGAUACAUCUUCGUGAAGGUGGACCAGACAAUGCACGUUGUAAACCAGAUCAGCUGGAUUGUACAGCUUGCCGAAGUCUUAUACAAAGCCAUUUAAAAGGAUGCGUGCAAAGUCAAUGCACGUAAUGUGUAACCGCGGAUGAGAAAAUAUAUACAUGGCAACAGACAACUUCAGGAAGUGCUGAUAGCGCGCCUGGUCAGGAAUAUAAAACUGCCGGGCCGAUGUAAAGGAGAAAUUGCCGGAAUUCGGCCGCCUUCCAAUACUCCAGACAAUCCAGAGUGCGGCACUUCCGAGCAAAUUCUGCCGGUAGACAAUUGCUGCACUUUUUAAUCCGCGCAUUGAGCGCCGCAAAAAACUUCUUCACUCCGAGGCGCCACAUGUGCAGCAAUUUACGCAUUACUCCCAGGCAUAGUAGGUGCAUGUAGUCCAUGGGAAAGCAGGCAACCAUAUCGAUGGGUAACUCCUCGAAUGGUGAUAUGCCCCUAUGGUGCAUGGCCUGCUUUCGCAACCGGAAUGACAUGUCGUCCCGAGGACGCCCACUAUAUGGCGGAAAUGUCAUCCGGUUAGCAAUGGGAAUUCCAACACGACAGCACCUACAGUGGUUUAGGUUAGCUAGAUGAACAAACCUACCUAUCGCAUCCAUAGUAUCCGUUAUGUGCCUUGACUUGGCGGAUGUAGGAGCGGGCAGGGGCAUCGCAAAUUAUAUUGGCUAGCUCCACUUUUACAAUAUCCCCUGUACCUGGGAGUCGCAGGCCACCAUCAAGAAGUCCUUUCAAUUCGCAAACGCAAUCAUGAAGAAACUCGUCCACUGGUUCGGGUUUGCCGAAGCCGGAAAAUACACCACCGGACGAAGGGUUCACCAAUAACGGGGUGACUAAUUCGCGCUAAUAUCGGCCAAAGGCAUUGACCCGAUCCUUUAAACAACUUCAUCCCAUCAAUGUGCAAUUAGAUGCGCAUUUCAGGAAUUUCAGUCGUUUGACGACGGUUUACCUCAUCAAGCAGAGCUCGCUCAAUGCCCAGAUGGACAUAGUUCCCGUUGCUUAGGACCUUGUUGCUACAAGUUCUGGGAGUCUUCAAGAGCGUUCGCGAGUCCUUCGGGACUUCUGGGUGGUACGACCGGAGCAUAUCGAACAAAGCCUUCAUCAUAGACAGAGGCAUUCGCGUGUUCAGGCAUAAUUCUUGUAAAUCUGAUAGAAAAGAUUUUCCCCUUUUUUCCGUCACAUGCUCUUGACUUCCUGCAAAAUCUACACCCACUAAUAUUCUACAUCGAUGGAAAAACCUACCAGUGUAACCCUCAGCCGUUAAUUUCGGCAUUUCUAAUUCAGGAUAGUCGCUUCGCAAAGUAGACGCCGUUGGAACAUUAACCAGUUGGGCAGCCUCCGUUGCGGCAUAGUAGACCCUCUUUAGGCGCCGGAUUCGCUUAUAGGCAGUGCUCCGGUUGAUUCCAAAAUACUUACGCUUCAUUUCUACUCAAUCUCAACGACAAAAAUGAUAAACAAAGGCUCAAAGUGCACCUUUUCAGAUGACUCUGCUACAACGGAUAUCUCAUUGAUAUUGCUUAAAUCAACAGGCAAUUAUUCAAUGAUACUACUAAUUUACAGGUCAAAACUUACAAAAUAUCAUAAAAUAUAGCAAAAGGGCAGUUCAUUACAUACCACAGUAACGUAUGCACGUAUACCACAGUAGACAGUAUUAGCACUCACGACGAGAGGAACGCAGCUCACGUGGGAGAUAAGUGCCGCAAAGUGACACACUUAAACAAUUAAGAGCUUUAUAUCAGGAUUGCCCAGAUAUGUAAAAAGCACAACUACCGAGGUCCAAAAGUACUUUUUGCUAUUAAAAACAAAUUUUAACCGAAAAAUGCACGCUUAUUCACGGAGUAAUGCCUGUUAAUGGUGCAUUAAAGACGAGAAAACUUUGAGGGGGCUGGCCCCCUCAUAGCCCCUUCUUGGCCCCCUUUCAAAAGGGGGCCAAGUGCUGGCAGGGGUAUUACUCUGUUUACAUUGACGCUUUUAAACCGCGUAGAUUGAAGGCAGUCCUUAAAAAAUCAGCUCACCUGUUGUCUAAAAAUCUUUGGAGAUUUACCAGGACUUGUACGCUUUCCUCGCGUUUGUUCAACCUACUGGCUAGGCAACGGUCGAACUUCGUGGGGAAUCUCACAUUUCAAAGAAGGGGACUUUAUAUAAGAUCUUCCAACUUAUUCAACCGUAAUUUGAGUUUCCAACUCAAGUGUGAUGCUUAAUUUCCAUCUUAUAUAGAUUUUAUUCAAAAAGUUCUCGAUGGCCCUACGAGUUAG